Messenger RNA from Glossina fuscipes, 2157 nucleotides. It is a transcript of the gene sav, whose product is annotated as scaffold protein salvador. The transcript is spliced from 3 exons. The coding region runs from base 240 to 2045 and encodes 601 amino acids. Gene Ontology annotation, biological process: hippo signaling; apoptotic process; regulation of cell population proliferation. The record is from RefSeq and is a predicted model, not a curated record. Lineage: Eukaryota; Metazoa; Arthropoda; Insecta; Diptera; Glossinidae. Gene Ontology annotation, molecular function: protein binding; molecular adaptor activity.
UAUUGCCUUUAUUUUUUUAUUAUUAGUCUCUUAUAUUUUUUAAUGGUUUUCGAAGAAGUUGAUUUGAGCUAUUUUUUCAUCAGCUUCAUGAGUAAGCAAAUUCUAGAUCUUUUUGUUUUCUUUGUUAAAUUUUGAGUAUUGAGAUUGACACUCUUAUAAACCCUGAAAGAGAACAAUUAUUAUAUUUUUUGUUAUAAUCGGCAAGCCGGCCUUAACAAUUGCGACACUUUGGUUGUUGCAUGAACUACUUAACAAUAUUGCUGUGCAAUCGUAAACCGACGACCAUGCUCACGCGUCGGAGCAAAGAAAAAUCAAAUACGCACAAGGAGGGCGUAGUGGGUAAAUAUGUGAAAAAGGAUACACCACCUGAAAUACCGGUAAUCAACGUUUGGUCAUUUGAUGAUCAUCGAACCAAGCAAAAAUCAAAGACUUUGCAACGCUGCGCUAGUGCCUCAAAUGCUGUAGUGUUAGCACUGCCAAAAAAAUUUAUUUCACCUAGCUGCGAUGGUAUUGGAGGUAAUGCAGGCCGUGGCCGUUCUGGCAGUGUUAGUAGAAACACGUAUAUUGAUAAUCAGCCGGAUUAUUAUCACGCACGUAGAGCUAAAUCGCAAUUGCCACCAUCAAGUAGUACAAUUCGAUCGACACCACCUGCUCCGCAAACUAUUCAACCAACGCGGCGUACAAAUUUUUAUCAGCCCCCACCACCCGUAGCAUCAACACAUAAUUUGCAUACAUAUUUUUCCAAUAGUAACUUGGAUAUGUCGGGCGGGAGCAUUCAUCUAAGUAGUAAUCAUAGCAAUUAUGUGAAUAUCGAACAAAUCGACCGUAUGAGACGUCAGCAAAGUUCUCCUUUACAGCAUUCUCAGUCCACUUAUUUCCAGCGAAGCUAUUCUACCAAUCAAAAACACGGAAAUUCCUAUGAUGGGCAUGCUAACAUGCAAAGAGAUCGUCUAGAUUGUCUUCAGACGAAUUUUAUGCAAUAUCCAAGGGGAAUAUCUCGUCCCAAAACCCCACCGUCUUCAAGCCAUUAUAACAUACAGCAAACUAAUAGUUAUGCACCGGAUUCGUAUCCAAUUUACGAAAGCCCUUAUCGAGUAUCUAACACACUCGCUCCGUCUACAUUAAGAAUGGCUGAAAGUCAAGCUUCUGUCUCCACAUAUGGUAAUCGCUCCGAAUCACCUAUUUACAGUAAUACCACUUCAAUGGCCAGUAAUAAUAAUAAUAAUAACAACACUCAUAUACACUCAUAUGAUCUCGCUGCUCAGUCAAAUUCAAAAGUGCCUCAUGGUCAAACGAAUUCUUCCUCUUCCAUGCAAUCUUUGUAUCAGAAUCAUUCAUCUUCCCAUGCCAAUAAUAAUAACGGCAACAUGAAUACUAAUAAGGCCGUAGCAUCCAGUGGUCAGCUGCAUAAAGUGCCUUCUCAACAGUCACUAGAAGAGGAAUUGCCCUUGCCGCCCGGUUGGGCAACACACUACACUCUCCAUGGUCGCAAAUAUUAUGUUGAUCAUAAUGCUCAUACCACUCAUUGGUCGCAUCCCUUGGAACGGGAGGGUUUACCGGUGGGUUGGCGGCGUGUUGUUUCAAAAGUUCAUGGGACGUAUUAUGAAAAUCAAUAUACCGGCCAAUGUCAACGUCAGCAUCCAUGUUUGACCUCGUACUAUGUUUACACUACACAAGCUGAACCACCAAAAGCUAUACGGCCCGAAACCUAUACACCGCCUACACAUACACAUAAUGCCUUGGUUCCUGCCAAUCCCUACUUACUCGAAGAGAUACCAAAAUGGUUGGUGGUUUAUUCGGAAGCAGACUCUUCAAAGGAUCACAUGUUACAAUUUAAUAUGUUCAGCUUACAAGAGCUGGAGUGUUUCGAUGGCAUGCUAGUGCGUUUAUUUAAACAGGAAUUGGGCACUAUUGUUGGCUUCUACGAGCGUUACAGACGAGCUCUUAUUUUGGAAAAAAACCGACGUACUGGUACAGCUAAUGCGAAUAACAACAACAAUACAAAUCCCAAUUCCAACAAUCAUAUCAGCCAUAAGCAGCUUUAAAUUAACAACAUGAACCACCAAGUUAAAUUUGUUACGUUCUCCUAGACAAAACUAUAUACCCUCGCUUAAGCAGAUUUUUGUAAGAUUUUAUUAUUUAUUAUUAAUUUUAUUU